AUUGCCAUGCAAAAACUCCAAAAUCACUCAGCACCAUUGAUUCCAAUGGAGAAGCCAAUCUACAUAGUAAUUGUUCCAAGCCCUGGCUUCAGCCAUUUACUUUCAAUUAUUGAAUUUUCCAAACGGCUAAUUCAGCACUCCAAUGGCUUGCAAAUCACAUGCCUCAUUCCCACACUUGAUUCUCCCUCUGAACCCUCCAAAGCCAUCAUUCAAACUUUGCCCUCAUCCAUUCACUCCACUUUUCUUCCAUCAAUUCAUUCCACUAACCUACCACAAGAUAGUCCAAUAGCAGUCAAAGCUCAACUCACAGCGACCCUCUCUCUCCCCUUUAUCCGUGAAUCUUUGAAAACCCUAAGUUCAAGCUCAAGGCUAGUUGCCAUGGUCACUGAUCUUUUCGCAAGUGAUGCUCUUAUUUGUGCUAAAGAGUUCAACAUGUUGUCCUUCAUUUACGCCCCAACAUCGGCUACGACACUCUCUUUUUGCUUGUGUCUACCAAAGUUGGAUCAAAAUGUUUCUUCUGAGUUUAGAGAUCUACUAGAACCCAUUGAAAUUCCUGGCUGUGUUCCUAUUUAUGGGUACGAUUUGCCAAAACCGGUUCAGGAUCGAACCAGCCAAAUGUAUGAGUUCUUUCUUCAAAAAUGCAAACAACUCCAUGCAGUUGAUGGGGUCUUGGUUAAUAGCUUCAAAGGCAUUGAAGAAGGGCCUAUAAGAGCAUUGGAUGAAGAAGGCUAUGGCUACCCCAAAGUGUACCCCGUAGGACCUAUUAUACAAACUGGAUUAUCAGGAGAUGUAAAAACUGGGUCUGAAUGUUUAAGGUGGUUGGACAAUCAGGCACCUAAUUCUGUUGUUUAUGUUAGCUUUGGAAGUGGAGGGACACUUUCACAAGACCAAAUGAAUGAGCUAGCUUUGGGGUUGGAACUAAGUGGCCACAAAUUCUUGUGGGUUGUGAGAGCACCAAGUGAAUCAGCCAAUUCUGGUUACCUAAAUUCUGAAAGUGAUGACCCUUUACGGUUCUUACCAGAUGGAUUCAUUGAGAGGACUAAGGAACAGGGUUUGGUUGUUCCAUCAUGGGCACCUCAAGUUGAAGUUCUUGGUCACAAUGCAACUGGUGGGUUUUUAACUCACUGUGGUUGGAACUCCAUCCUUGAGAGUAUAAUGAACGGUGUACCACUUAUAGCGUGGCCUUUGUUUGCUGAACAGAGAAUGAAUGCUGUUAUGUUAAAUGUCGCCCUAAAAGUUGCACUAAGGCCAAAUGCUAACGAAAAAGGUUUGGUGGGAAGAGAGGAAAUUGGCAAGGUUAUAAGAAGAUUAAUUGAAGGUGAAGAAGGCAGAGAAAUCCGUAGAAGAAUGCAAAAGUUGAAGAAUGUUGCUGCUGAAACCAUGCAAGAAGAAGGGUUAUCUUCAAAGACUGUAAUUCAGUUCGCAGCUAAGUUGAUUGGCAAUUAGAACUAUGAUCAUGUAUCGGUAAAGGUGCGUAUAUGUUGUUUCUAAUCUAGUCUACUUCUAUGAGAUGUUUUAUAUUUUUGUGUUUAUUUAUAAUAAUAUUAAAUGUUUGAGAUGUGAUCAACCUUAUAUACAACUGUAUUAUCAUAUUGCCGGUUGUAUACAAGAUACAUGUAAUUUCUCUCUAAAUAUAAAUAAAGUAUGUAAUACUCUUAUUUUACAUUUUGAAAAAUGUAAUUUCUUCUA
Molecule: messenger RNA, 1689 nt
Organism: Cajanus cajan (pigeon pea)
Lineage: Eukaryota; Viridiplantae; Streptophyta; Magnoliopsida; Fabales; Fabaceae
Product: hydroquinone glucosyltransferase
Molecular function (GO): UDP-glycosyltransferase activity
Source: RefSeq, a predicted model, not a curated record